GCCUUUAGCGCCCGUAGGUGGCGCCCCUCGUCCGUGCUUGCGCAUCUCGCGGCUCUCCAGGCGCAGCUCGGAACCCCGCGUGUCUCCCCGGGUCUUCAGAGCCCAGAGACUGCGUUUUAAUAAAUACGCGCGUUGGCACCGCGCUCCACAAGCCCCGGGGUUCAGAGAAGCAGACACAUAAACCCGGGCGAGGAAGCGCUUCUUUAAUCUGCGCCAAAAGCUGACGUUUCACAAGCGGAGAUUUGGAAUUGCAGUUCUAAAACCAUUAAAUUACCAAGCUUUUUCCUCCCUUAAAAAAAAAAAAAAUACUUUUUUUUCUUUCUUUCUUUUUUUUUUCAAACGUCCGUUCCCCCACCCCCUUUAAUUAUGAAAGUGGCCACUCCGUUCAGGAUUAAGACUUGGAGGGACUUUGGAAAAGAAAAGGAAUCUGGAAGAAGACCCGGGGGCGCCUAGUUUUAAGAAGGCACCUAGGAAGACUGCGCUGGGUGUCUAGGUGAGAGCCGGACCCGGGCUUGGCAAGGUCCGCUGGUGCCUUCCUUCUGAGAAUCAUUUGGCCUUGACCAUCUCAGCCAGCCGAGGAUCCAGCCUAGACAAGGCUCCUGCUCCCGUCCUGCGUGUUCCUGUGCGCACCCGGGCAUCUCUUCGGCUCCGGCCGGCCUUGGCGUCCUCCGGGCGCCCCCCAGCCCAGAUGCCCGCGCCUGGCCGGGACCCCCGAGGGCCACCGCUGAACAUGCCCGGGCGCCGGGGGGCGCUGCGUGAGCCAGCCGACUUUGGCUCCAGCUUGGGGGCGGCGCUGGCCCUGUUGUUGCUGCUGCUCCCCGCCUGCUGCCCUGUGAGGGCUCAGAACGACACGGAGCCCAUCGUGCUAGAGGGCAAGUGCCUGGUGGUGUGCGACUCCAGCCCAUCGGGGGACGGCGCCGUCACCUCUUCCCUGGGCAUAUCUGUGCGCUCAGGCAGUGCCAAGGUGGCCUUCUCCGCUACUAGGAGCACCAACCAUGAGCCGUCAGAGAUGAGCAACCGUACCAUGACCAUCUACUUCGACCAGGUUUUAGUAAACAUCGGCAACCACUUCGACCUGGCCUCCAGUAUAUUUGUAGCACCACGAAAGGGGAUCUAUAGCUUCAGCUUUCACGUGGUCAAAGUGUACAACAGACAAACAAUCCAGGUCAGUUUAAUGCAGAAUGGCUACCCGGUGAUCUCCGCGUUCGCAGGAGACCAGGAUGUAACCAGGGAAGCAGCCAGCAAUGGUGUUCUGUUGCUUAUGGAAAGAGAAGACAAAGUUCAUCUCAAACUGGAGAGAGGAAACCUCAUGGGAGGCUGGAAAUACUCCACAUUCUCGGGCUUCUUGGUGUUUCCUCUAUAGACAUGCAGCCACCCUGACAGUGGGAAGGUUUGGAUCAGGAACCAGGGAUCUGCCCUCUGUAACACCUUGAACUUGUCUGAAUAGGAUGGCUUGGGCUGACCUCCAUCAGAUUGUUGCCGUAGAAGAAUGAUCUUCUUCUAAAGCUCCAGUAUUUUCUUUGACUAUUGACAAUUCCUCGGGAACCUGGCCUCUAAUUAGUUUUAGACGACAAGGUCUUAAGGAGAAAUGAAAUUAUCGAUUUGAGCAAUUUGUACCUGUGAUUGUAAAGUCAAUAUCGGAUUUUAUUGUUGGAACCACUGACUUACCUUCUAUGGUUUGUACGUUGUAUCCUUCCUUGUCCUGAUGACAUAGAUGCUGCUGACCCUCAGAUGGAUUGCACGCUGCAGUCAGGGCUCAACGCAAGAGCCCAGCAAAGAACCACCUGCCAGAGAGUCCCUGACUUGUGUUCUGUGUGUGUGUAUAGCCUUAAGAAAAAGAACGGCUUCAUUUUCAUUCUGUAGCUUACCCCUGGGGUCCUGGGAGGAUGGGGAGGGAGCUGGGCACUGGGGACCUGUCAAAAGUGCUUUAUCCUGCACGAGUGAACUGCAGCUUUUGUUUUGUAUUGUCAGUGAUUUUCUGUUUUCCUCUGGAAGCUUCCUUUUCCUUCCUCAGGUUUCACGCCUGCCUCAAACCUACUUAGUUUUCAUGCUGGGGUCCUGGAGAGAAAACAACAACAACAAAACUUAUGUUCAGUACUUGUAUGAGAUCAAACAAAACAAAACAAAAUCUGCAUACUUUGUUUUGAAUGAGAGGAAACCAGGGGGUGGGGGAAGAAGUCCUUCUUUCAAAGUAAGGACAGCAGAUAGACCAUUCUGCAUGUUCUUCCCUGGAGUCUCUCUCAAAUGCAUCUUCAGAUUUGCAACCAGGAUUUUAUUUAUUUAUUUAUUUUUUAAUUUAUACUCUGGGAUCCUUUAAGAGCCUGGCCUUCCCCAUUGGUCAUGAAUCCCUUAAAAGUGGAGCUGAGGUGACCCAAUCCCCCCUUUGCUUUUCCUCCUGAUGUGUCUCAGUGGUGACUUAGAUCUGCCUCUGAGUGACCACACAAUGACCAGAUGCUUCAAAGAAACAGGACCAGCAGCGCCUCUUCCUGGAGACCUUCCUUUGAUCUGUCAUGGAGAGGGAUGUGUUGACACUCUGUGGAUGAACACCUGGCCAGAAGCCACCUGGACUGGAAGUCACAGCCAUUGAAGGUACUGGCUGCUGUACCCCACCAGUGGUUUUUCAAACCCUGCUUGUUUUGGCAUCUCCUGCAACAACACUAUUCAGUUGCAGCUGAGAGACCUGGUGCAGUAUGUGUGCGCCAAGGAAAUGUCACUAAUCCCAAAGCAAUCAAAGAUGAGACCUCAAACUGGAUGUCAAUUUGUCCUUUGUGUAACAAUGUAACCAAAAUAUUGACUAUAAAACUCAUAAUUUAAGAUUCAGAAUAAACGGGUUUGAUGUCUGUCUUGCUCUAGUCCCUCCUCAUCGUCUCUCUCAAAAUGAUGGGGAGGUAUAGGAUAAGUACCAAGGAACUGAGGAUGUUAAAUUUAUGUUGUGAUUUCUUUAUAAAGGACACACACACACACACACACACACACACACACACACACACUACUGAUGCAGCUAUAGGUCUCUGGGGGUGUAUUGCUCACUUAGAUAUAUAUUCAGUUUAUACUUACGUAUUUUUUCAAAGAGUAAUAUUUUGGAGGAGAGAGCUAAAAGACAAAAUUAAGGCUUAAGAGGUAACUAGUAAUAUCAAAGAUUCGAACAUUUGAGAAGGCUCAGUUGUUUUCAACUUGUAUGUGAGAAUGAAUUUCAUGGUCAAAGGUCAAGUGCAGGAAACAUUGUAUAGUGAUAGUUGAAUUAAAGUCCUCAGCUUUUCUGUCCUAACGUGAACAAGGAAUUAGGAUAAGAAGCUUUAUUCUAUUAAAAUGAUGUUGUCUGGUGAGGAGGGGAAAUCGACCACAAAGCAUUUGGGGUACUCUGACUCUGGCUUGAAAACAUAUUUCUAAGUGUGAGCUAUGUUUAUGGAUGCUGGGGACAAAAACAGAAGGCAGAUGGAGUAUGUGUCCCUCGUGUUUUGUUAUUCUUAGAUAUUUUAAUUCUCUUUCCCUCAUUUCCUUAACUUCAUGCUCACUUUAAAACAAGAAAGAAAACCUCAUCUGAAGACAGUCUUACACUGCAGAGAUUGGAAGAUGUAGGAGUCCUUGCUAUUAAUAUUUACAUCCUUUAAUAAUACAUAAUGCCCAUAUUUCAUUGUAUUUAUAUCUUUAUCGUGUACAGAUUGCCACUGGGUAGUACUGUCUCAUAAAUAAGUUAUUAAAUUAACCAAUAUAAAUGUAUUUCAGGAGUUUAUUUUCUGUUAGAAAAUCAACUUCCUCCUGAUGGUUGUCCUCUUAGCCUUCUUUCUUUUCCUGCAAUGCAAAUGCCAGACGGUACAUUAGUACGUAGCCCUCCUGGUGGGAGGCAUUCUACCCAUCGCAGCAUCGGCCUGUGCCACACCCAUAUAGAAAUUAUGUAGAUUUAUUACUUGCUUGAGAAAUAAAACUUAGCUAAAUCAAGUUAUAUUGAAUAUCAGAAGAGUUGUAAAAUACACCAUUCAAAACAAUACCUCUGCUGAAAAUUCAGUUUGCUUGUAAUAUCCUUAAGAGAUGUGACACUGGCAGACUUGUCCCAGAAGAAACAUAUAAGUCAGAUCAAAAGUUAAGAUGUGUUAUUUUGUUUGUUUGUUUUGUUGUUGUUGUUUGGAUUGAGAAGAAUGGUCUAACAUUUCUAGAAAGAGCUCAACACUCCUGGUUCCUACCCUCAGUGUUCAUAUCUGCAGAGUCAAUACUCAGACUCCAUAUAGUCAGUCCACCCCACAAGGCUGUUGAGAUAACCUCUCAGAAGUUCUUGAGAAUGAAGGGAGAGCAUGGGGGUAAUAGGUGGGAGUUUACAGCUGGGAGAGUGUUUUCAUAAAAGGAUAUUUUUCAAUGUGCCGUUAUAAAGAUCACUUAAAUAUCUGACAGGAAGAUGAUUGUGCAUGGAAGUGCAUUUUCAAAACUCUAAAAAGACUGCUAAAGCUGUAAUGUUCUGUUGAAGUUUUCCUCAAUUUAAUCUUUUAGGGACAAGAUAAUAUAAAAAUCUACGCAUCUGAGUCUAUUUGCCUUCUCAGUUCUGUUGUUUGGCCGUCCCUCGUGGUCCAUGCUGACCCUCAUCUUCUAGUAUGUACUGCCAAAUUUUAUAAAACAUAUAUUGAUGAUAUUCUUAUAAAAGCAGCAUAGAUAACAUCAGCAUAUCCAACAUACACCUUUUAAAUGUUAGCUUUCUUUCUGAUAAAUGUUAGCUUUCUUAAGCUGCAAAUGCUUUUCAGGAAAUGCUCCUGUCUUAAAAUAUAUUCUCAGUUGACAUACAACCCUCAUGAACUCUAGAUCCUGAAAGAUUGUAUUUACCAUCUGUGAUUCCUGAGACAUUUUUGUACCCUAGUAUUUUUGUUAAACUUUCGUGUAUGGCAUAGAUCAUCUACAUUUUUAUGAUGUGUACUUUCUAUACCUCCUCCUAUCAAAGUUGGUGAAGGAAACAGCUACUGAAUACUAGAAUAAAAACUCAUCCAUGUA
This is a messenger RNA of Peromyscus leucopus (white-footed mouse), 4974 nucleotides long. It is a transcript of the gene Cbln2, whose product is annotated as cerebellin 2 precursor. Bases 689 to 1363 code for a protein of 224 amino acids. The record is from RefSeq and is a predicted model, not a curated record. NCBI's taxonomy places the organism in Eukaryota, Metazoa, Chordata, Mammalia, Rodentia, Cricetidae. The transcript is spliced from 4 exons. Gene Ontology annotation, molecular function: protein binding.